Molecule: messenger RNA, 2381 nt
Organism: Telopea speciosissima
Lineage: Eukaryota; Viridiplantae; Streptophyta; Magnoliopsida; Proteales; Proteaceae
Product: probable serine/threonine-protein kinase WNK5
Exons: 7
Coding region: 299-2215 (638 amino acids)
Biological process (GO): protein phosphorylation; intracellular signal transduction
Cellular component (GO): cytoplasm
Molecular function (GO): protein serine/threonine kinase activity; ATP binding
Source: RefSeq, a predicted model, not a curated record
CGAUCCAAAUGGUUACUGACGAGUACGACUUCUCACGUGCUGUAGUGGAGAUGGCUUGGAUCAUGUUGAGGAUCGAUUACUCGAGACUAUUCUGGCUCUUAUUCGGUGUCUUCUCUUACGAAAAUCACGAAGGAAAGCCUCGGAUCUGACCUAAGCUUAGCUUUCCUUUCCUUCCCUCAAUUCCUUUCUCCCUUCCUCAAAUUCUAAAUCCAAGUACUGAACAAUAAUAAAAAAAGCGGUUUUUCUCCCCCGCCUUGUUCGUAUCGUCGUCGUCGAGUUCAUCUCGGAGAAACCAAAAAUGUCUAAAGCGCGAAUUGCAGAGCGUGUUCGAGGAGCUGCUGCGGCUGACUCUGAGUACGUUGAAACCGAUCCUACCGGCCGAUAUGGACGUUUCAAAGACAUUCUAGGCAAAGGAGCAACGAAGACAGUAUACAGAGCAUUUGACAGAGUCCUAGGGAUGGAGGUGGCAUGGAGCCAAGCAAAGCUCAACGAUGUCUUUCGAUCACGGGAGGAAUUGCAGCGGCUCUACUCGGAGGUGCACCUCCUCAGCACCCUCAAACACGACUCCAUUAUCCGUUACUACACUUCUUGGAUCCAUGUGGACCAGAGAACCUUCAAUUUCAUCACCGAACUCUUCACCUCUGGCACACUCAGAGAGUACAGACAGAAGUACAGGAGUGUGGACAUCCGAGCUGUAAAGAACUGGGCCCGUCAGAUCCUACGUGGACUUGUGUACUUGCAUGGUAAUGAUCCUCCGGUAAUACAUAGAGACCUCAAGUGUGAUAAUAUCUUUGUCAACGGUCAUCUUGGACAAGUCAAGAUCGGUGAUCUAGGAUUAGCGGCUAUUCUUCGUGGGUCCCAACCGGCACAUAGCGUCAUAGGAACACCGGAGUUCAUGGCACCGGAACUCUAUGAAGAAGAGUACAAUGAGCUCGUCGACGUCUAUUCCUUCGGCAUGUGUGUAUUGGAGAUGCUUACAGGGGAGUAUCCCUAUAGCGAAUGCUGCAACCCUGCCCAAAUCUACAAGAAAGUGACUUCGGGAAAGCUACCCGACGGAUUCUACCGGAUCCAUGACAAGGAAGCCCAAUGUUUCAUAGGAAAGUGUUUGGAGACAGCCUCAAAGAGGUUAUCUGCCAAGGUACUAUUACAAGAUCCUUUCCUUGCGUCUGACCAAGAAGAGGCCUUGCCAGCACCCGUUCCUGUUCCUCUUCCAAAGGAUGAAAACCACAAUCCCAGUGAAGAAGAUGAAGAUGAUGUUGAUGAUGAUGCUGAGGAAGCCUUGGCCAAUUCAGAAAAGCGUGUCGAUAUCACAAUUAAGGGAAAGAUGAAUCCUGAAGAUGACACCAUCUUUCUUAAAGUACAAAUUGGAGAUAAGGAAGGUUGUGUUAGGAAUAUAUUUUUUCCUUUUGACAUUGUAAACGAUACUCCACUAGAUGUUGCAACUGAGAUGGUGAAAGAGUUGGAGAUAAAUGAUAGAGAACCAACUGAGAUUGCUGAAGUGAUUGAAGAGGAGAUCUCUGCUCUGGUACCGAACUGGAGGGUCUGGGUACCAUCUCCAGACCAUACUCUUCAACAUACCUUCAGCUACCACGAAGAUGACGAUGGCGAUGGGCCUCAACAUCCAUUCUAUAUCUCAUCUUCAUGUUCUUCCCAAGCUUCUCUUUCAGGGCUGAGAACUUCGACCCACAACAACUCUCGUGGAGAUGAUGUGGUUUAUAGCUCCGACUGGCCUCCAGGAGAGUCAGGUUUGUUUGAUACCAGCUCUCAAAGCUCUGCACAUUCCGGCAAAUACUCCAACUUGAAUGACUAUUCAACCAUCGAACAUGAUUUGGAUACAGGUCCCAGAAGAAAAGAACACAAUCACCAGCACCACCAUAAUGUAGCAAGCCACAAGUCCACAAGAUUCUGCCCUGAAGAGAACUCGAGAAGAGGUCGUCGCACUAGUAAUGUGAACUGUUGCAAGCAAUGCAAGAUGAUUACAGGACUCCAACGAAGCCCUAGUUCCUGUGAUCAAAUAGCACUAGAUACCCGUUACCUGAUCGAUGUUCGGAGCCAAUUGUUGCACCAGUCUUUGGUUGAGGAACUGAACAAACGGCGGUUGUUCAAGACUAUUGGAGCUGUGGAGAACAUAGGAUUUCGAUCACCUUGUGAGUAUUCCGGCAAGGCCUCUCAAGAAAUUGGUUCUUCGAGGGUCUCCAGAGGUAAACAUCUAUAAUUUCAUAUGCUUGGAGCCUGAAGGAACUAAUGACACUCAAGAAUUUUAGAAGUAAAUGAGAGUGGUGGACUGAGGGAAUCAUGAUGCACAUAUAGACUUGUAUGUACAUAGGAAUGGUUAAUUUGCUUUAUGGAUGAAAGCAGUAAUCUGCCCUAGCAUGUAUUUA